ACUCUAGAAUUUUUGAAAAUUCCAAUGCUCCGGACAUAUUAACAAUCUCCAAACCAACUCCGAUCUUGGUUCCCACGCGCUUAGUCUACACUAACAAUAUUGCGACAUCCUACUUAAAAAAUAUCGAUAUCUUCCUCUUAAGAUAGCUGCUGCCACAUUUUGUAAACUAUCUAAAUCCUUUUAUUGUCACAUGCUCCAUAUCUCUUAAAAAAAAAAGUUUAUCUUACGCUCCUGACUCGACCUCUAAAAAACAUUCGUAGCACAGUCCUAUGACUAUAUUUGGGCAUAAAAAUUAGACCCCACUCCCUCAACCGAGCUGACUUUUUGAGAAAAGUCAAAAGUCUUAGACACUUCUCGACCGACCUGCAGCCAGGACAGAAGCUUCUCUCCAGCACCCCUUUAGGGUCUCUUAACAAUCUAGCCUACUAGUGGCUUAGUCAGAUCAGUAUUUUUCAAUUGUUAAUUAUUCGGUGCAACGAUCUUGUGCAUUCUUGGGCCAUUGCGAGCGAUCCUGCCGAGACCAGCUUCCUAUUCUUAGCGCAGAACUUGAGUCAUCCAUCCUCCAGCAAUUACACUUUUCAUUGUCGACUAAGAUCAGAGAACCAGCAGAAAACAUGAAGAUGAAGAUUAAAAUCUCUCCAAAUAUCAAAGAAGUUCUUUCCGACAUACUAAAUUUCUUGUUUCUACUUUUGAAAAUUCUCUAUUAUAUCUGCGAAGGAGUGUACAGAUUAUUUGUCCCAAAAAAGAAAAAAUGCGUGACUGGUGAAAUCGUCUUGGUAACUGGUGCAGGUCAAGGAAUUGGCAGGGAAUUAGCAAUUGGUUAUGCAUCUUUAGGAGCGACAGUAGUAUGUUGGGACAUUAAUAAAGAAACCAACGAGCGAACAAUGAACGAGAUUAAAAGAAUGGGCAAUAGUUCGGUAUAUGCUUAUCGCUGCGACAUAUCAGACAGAAAUGAAAUCUUCGAGACAGCCGAAAAAAUGAGAAAGGAAAUCGGCGAUGUUACUAUUUUAGUCAACAAUGCUGCCAUUGCACCACUUGCAACAUUCGAAGAUUAUAGUGCCGAUGAGAUUUCUUCGGUUAUGAAUGUCAAUCUUAUAGCGCACUAUUGGAUGAUGAAAGUAUUCUUGCCAAGUAUGGUCGAAAAAAAUCAUGGUCAUGUGGUAGCAAUUUCAUCAAUAUUAGCACUAUGUGGCGGACAAUUUGGAACGCUUUAUUGCCCUACGAAAAGUGCAGUCCGAGCACUUAUGGAAUGUAUUCGCGAAGAACUGCGGGUGAAUACUAAAGGAAAGUCUUCCGUUAAAUUUACUACCAUUCUCCCGGGUCUAGUUACUACCGAUAUGACCAGAAACUUGAGACUAAGGUUUCCACGUCUCGUUGGACUUUACUCACCGCGAGAAGCGGCCUCAUUAAUAAUUGAUGCACAAAGGAGAGAUAUCAUAGAAAAGCUUUUCCCUUCAUACUGUCGACCAAUACUUAUAAUUAUAAGACUUCUUCCGGACAAGGUACAAAUGUGCAUCGCGGACUGGCUUGAGAUUAAUGUCAUAGACAAUUGAAUAACG
Harpegnathos saltator (Jerdon's jumping ant) is the source of this 1559-nucleotide messenger RNA. RefSeq names its product short-chain dehydrogenase/reductase family 16C member 6. Gene Ontology annotation, cellular component: lipid droplet. The coding region runs from base 615 to 1553 and encodes 312 amino acids. The transcript is spliced from 8 exons. NCBI's taxonomy places the organism in Eukaryota, Metazoa, Arthropoda, Insecta, Hymenoptera, Formicidae. Gene Ontology annotation, molecular function: oxidoreductase activity, acting on the CH-OH group of donors, NAD or NADP as acceptor. The record is from RefSeq and is a predicted model, not a curated record.